Messenger RNA from Drosophila nasuta, 1764 nucleotides. It is a transcript of the gene puml, whose product is annotated as pummelig. Gene Ontology annotation, cellular component: lipid droplet; mitochondrion. Gene Ontology annotation, molecular function: carboxylic ester hydrolase activity; lysophosphatidic acid acyltransferase activity. Gene Ontology annotation, biological process: lipid homeostasis; phosphatidic acid biosynthetic process. The record is from RefSeq and is a predicted model, not a curated record. Lineage: Eukaryota; Metazoa; Arthropoda; Insecta; Diptera; Drosophilidae. Bases 286 to 1638 code for a protein of 450 amino acids. The transcript is spliced from 2 exons.
ACAACAAUACACUAUUUCACCAUUAGAAACGAUAACACACAAUAGACAGACGGCACUCAAACUAUUGCUGCUGCUUCGGUUGUCCAGUCUUAUAACAAAAAGCUCAUAGUCAUCACAACUCGACACGAAUCGAAAGGGGUAUUCAAGCUUAUGCGAGUCUGACGAAAUUCGCGCAAAUGGUGCAAACGUUCUAGCAAUUCUCUACGAAAUAUCACUCACUCUCUUGGCAAGCAACCAAAAAAAAAAAACCAAAAAAAUAAUAAAUCGAAGAAAAACAUUAACUAAAUGAGCGGCACAUUGACAUUGCCAAACGCUGAUGGCGUUGUAAACGCUGCUGCUACUGUCGAGCCACAGAGCAUGGACAUUGUUGAGCUUCCGAAAAAUAACGGUUUCUGGCAAUGCCUUUUUAACUGGACAUCCUCAUCACCAACAAUGCUGCGCGCCGUCGAAAAAAAGAUACUUUCGUAUCUGAAGCUGCCGUAUCGCGGCUACUUCGUGGACAUCGGCCCGGCCGUGGGCGAUACCGAUAAAAUCUGGACGGUGAGCAUGAACACAGACUCUAAGGAGGUGCCGCUGGUGUUGCUGCACGGCCUUGGCGCCGGCGUGGCACUGUGGGUGAUGAAUCUGGAUAGCUUUGCCAAAGAUCGUCCCGUCCAUGCCAUGGAUGUGCUCGGCUUUGGUCGCAGCUCGCGACCUGCCUUUGGCAAGGAUGCACUGGUGUGCGAGAAACAGUUUGUCAAAUCUGUGGAAGAAUGGCGACGCGAGAUGAACAUCAACGAUAUGAUACUGUUGGGCCAUUCCAUGGGCGGUUUCAUUGCCUCCAGCUAUGCGCUCAGCUAUCCAGAACGUGUGCGCCAUCUGAUACUCGCCGAUCCCUGGGGCUUCCCCGAGAAGCCACCCGACUCACAGACCACCAAACAGAUUCCCCUGUGGCUGCGUGCCAUUGCACGUGUUCUAACCCCGCUGAAUCCGCUGUGGGCACUGCGUGCAGCUGGUCCAUUUGGUCAGUGGGUGGUGCAAAAGACACGGCCGGACAUAAUGCGUAAAUUCCAGAGCACCAUUGAGGAGGAUAUCAAUCUGCUGCCACAGUAUAUUCAUCAGUGCAAUGCCCAGCAGCCGUCGGGUGAAUCCGCGUUCCACAGCAUGAUGCAAUCGUUUGGCUGGGCCAAGCAUCCGAUGAUCCAUCGCAUCAAGGAUGUGCGCAGCGAUAUACCCAUCACAUUCAUCUAUGGAUCACGCAGCUGGAUUGAUUCGUCGUCGGGCGAGAAGAUCAAAUCGCAGCGUGACACAAAUAUGGUCGAUAUCAAAAUUGUAACCGGUGCCGGUCAUCAUGUGUAUGCCGAUAAGCCGGACGUAUUUAAUCGCUACGUGAACGAGACCUGUGAUAUCUACAAACUCAGUGGCGGCCAUCUGCCAUCGCCCAAGCCAGCGAGAUCAUCAUCACCAUCGGUGCACAUUAUAAGGGAAGCCACCGAAUCGGAUGAUGAGCACGAGUUGCCCAAUUUGAAUACAGCGGAAUCGGUGGAGAUUAAAGCCGAAGCACCCGAAAGUGCGACGACCACGACAACAGUGCAUCGCAGCGAAGAGGAGACGCCAGUGACUCCAACGGUUCAGCUGGCGGAUGGCAAACGAAAAUGAUUUGCAAAGUCCCCAAUUUUAAACGGCCCUCUAAAUUAUCUAUAUAUUUAUAGCACCAUAUUUAGAGCACACUGCUAACUAAUAUUGUUUUUGCCUAGUAUUAAAUGUUGUCUUUAUCUAUAAUUA